Apis dorsata (giant honeybee) is the source of this 2571-nucleotide messenger RNA. RefSeq lists its product as uncharacterized. The coding region runs from base 91 to 1413 and encodes 440 amino acids. The record is from RefSeq and is a predicted model, not a curated record. NCBI's taxonomy places the organism in Eukaryota, Metazoa, Arthropoda, Insecta, Hymenoptera, Apidae. Gene Ontology annotation, cellular component: mismatch repair complex. Gene Ontology annotation, biological process: mismatch repair. The transcript has 4 exons. Gene Ontology annotation, molecular function: ATP hydrolysis activity; ATP-dependent DNA damage sensor activity.
CGUGUAAUAUUAUGUGCAACAUAAUUUGAAUAGUUCAUUAUUUGAUUAUUAAUAAAGAGAAACAAAGAUAUUGUUGUUUUAAAUGUUAAAAUGGAAACGUCAAUCAUUGCAGCCAAUGUAAUGAAUAUUGCCAAUUGUGUUUUAGAAUUGGUGUCAAAUUCUUUACACGUCAAUGCUACAUCAAUUGCAAUACGAUUUCACAGUGAAGAACGUAAAAUUCAAGUAAUAGAUAAUGGUAUAGGAAUAUCGAAAAUAGAAUUAAAAACAAUUGCAGAAUAUAAUAACAAAAAUUAUUGCAAUUAUCCAAUUAGACAUGGUAUUCAUAACUGGAGAAAGCAGACACUUAUUAACAUUCGUAGAUUGUCUAAUGCAAUGAUAAUAACUUCUAGAUAUUAUAAUUCAUCUAAAACAUAUAUGAAAAUUUUUAAAAUAUAUCACGAAUCAAACAUUGAAAGAACUGAAAGAAGACCUUCUCAGGGUACCACAAUAACUAUUUACGGAUUUCAUGAAUUAUCCUUAAGCAAAUGGAAUAUAGCUUAUAUGUAUUAUUUAAUUGAAAACAUUGCUAUAGCCAAUCCUCAAACUUCAUUCACUAUUAGAGAUGAUAAAAUUAAAAAAGUUACCAUGAUAAUUACUAAGCCACAUAAUCCAAUAAACAUUUUUAAAUCGUUAUAUAAUAAAAAAAUCAUUUUUUAUAAAUUAUGGUUUAUAAGAUCUAAACAAAAAUCUGAUAUCAAAUUCUGUGCAUAUAUUGGAAUAUCAAAUUCUAAUUCUGUUCCUCAACAUAUUUUUAUAAAUAAUAAACUUGUUCAUUGCCCUUUAAUUUUGCAAAUAAUUUCCACUAUUUUUAUCAAUACAUUAAAAUUCUUCAAAAAGGAAAUAGCAGAGAAAGAGGAAAUUUUUAUUCUAUUAUUCAUUAUAUGUACUGAAUAUAUUUUUAUUAUAGAGAAUGGAAAAAGAACUUUAAUGCUUUCCAAUAUAUAUAAUUUAUUACAAAGUAUUAAAAACAAGAUAAUAAAUAUUUUUAUAAAAGAUAUUAAACCUUUAUCUAUUAACGAUUCAAAAUGUAGCAAUAGAGUUAAUAAACAAAAAUCUAAAAACAAUGAAAUACAGCUAAUUACAGAUCAUUUAAUGCAAUUACAUACAUCUGCUUUGCAAAAUAUCAAUAUUAAUACAAAAAGCAUUCAAUUAACACUUUCUGAGUGGUCUAAUUGGUCUAAUUCUAAAAAUUUGAAACAAUGUGAAAAUAAUUCUUUAAGAUUUUAUAAGCAUUUUGAUUUUUUACCAAAAAAAUUACAUAAACUAUUGCGUGGAGAUACAAAAUUAAUACAAACUAAUAUUUUAAAUGCAUAUGAUGAAAAUUUAUACUCAAUUAAAGUAAAAUCUGAAUUGCAAAGUAAGUUAUUCUUUUAAAUUAUUUUUUCAAUUAUAAUAAAUUAAAUUAAAUCUAAUUUAUAAUAUUUAAUUUAUGUUCUAAGUUCCAGAUAUAUUACCUCAUCAAGAAAUUGAUGUGCGUCUAUGUAAAAAUGACCAAUUUCGUGAAUUUAAAAUAAAUAAAAAACUGUUAAAACUUAUUAAAGUAAGUAAGUUGAAAUAAGAAAUAAGAAUUGCAAUAAGAAAUGCAUACAAAUUACAUUAUUUAUUUAUUUUUCAGAUAUUAGGACAGAUGAACAAUGAAUUAAUAAUAGGAUUAAUAAUUCAAAAUAAUAUAAAGAUGCUUUUAUUAAUGGAUCAACAUGCAAUUCAUGAAAGAAUAAGAUAUGAACAGUUACUUCAUGGUAAAAAUUUAUAAUAUAAUUUUACUAUUGUUUAUUUAUGAUAUAAUUUUUAAUAUUUAUAAUAUAAUAUAAUUUCAUAUAAAAGAAAAUAUUAGUAUAAUAUUAAAAUAUAUUAAUUAUAAAAUAUUAAUUUUUAGAAUACAAAUCACAAAUAAGAAACCAAUUAUUUUCUAUCAAAUUAAAAAAUCCUAUAGUUAUACAGCUAUCUGCAAAGAAUUGCAAUUUACUUUUAUCUAAUCAUAAAAUAUUAAAAAGAUUUGGUAUAACUUUUAACAUAUUAGAUAACAAUAAUAUAAUAAUACGAACAGUACCAGAAUGUUUAAAAAAAAGCAAUUAUAGCGAAUUGAAAUUAAAGUUAAAUAUACAAAAUCUUUUAAACGAAUUAAUACAAAAUUCUACAAAAUAUAUAAACUAUCAAAUUAAUGAUUUACCAAUUACUAUACAUAAUGCAGUUGUAAUGAAAGCUUGCCAUGGUAUGCUCUUUUUUUCUUUUAUAUUUAUAUAUAUUUUUAAUUUCAUAAACAAUUUAACAAACAUCAUAUAUAAAAUAUAAAUAGAAAAGUUAAUAGAAUAUAUAUAUAUUUUUUAUUCAUACAUAUUAUUUAAUGUUAACAAAUAUAUUAUCACUAUCUGAGUAUUUUAGGAGCUAUAAAGUUUGGACAUUCACUAACAUUAAAAGAAUGUAAAUGGCUUUUGAAAUUAUUAAAUGAAACGAAAACUCCUACUCAAUGUGCUCACGGACGACCAUCCAUAGUGCCUCUAUUAGAAUUAACGAAUUUAGAAACACGACAGA